Perca flavescens (yellow perch) is the source of this 1581-nucleotide messenger RNA. It is a transcript of the gene fen1, whose product is annotated as flap structure-specific endonuclease 1. The record is from RefSeq and is a predicted model, not a curated record. The transcript is spliced from 12 exons. Gene Ontology annotation, cellular component: nucleus. NCBI's taxonomy places the organism in Eukaryota, Metazoa, Chordata, Actinopteri, Perciformes, Percidae. Gene Ontology annotation, molecular function: RNA-DNA hybrid ribonuclease activity; 5'-3' exonuclease activity; manganese ion binding. Bases 173 to 1315 code for a protein of 380 amino acids.
AGCGUCUUUGACGAUGCCGUGCUCGACAGAUUGAUAGGCUAUGCCUGCUAUUUGAUUUCCCGCGAAAGAGAGGUAAUUCCUCGCGCCCGAGACGCAGGGGACAAGUGUGCACAAACUCGAGUGUAACAGCUAACUGACUUUGGUGAUUGCAGUUUAACUUCAGCCCAACACAAUGGGAAUACACGGACUUGCUAAGCUGAUUGCUGACCAGGCCCCCGGUGCCAUCAAAGAGCAAGACAUCAAGAACUACUUUGGCAGAAAAAUUGCUAUAGAUGCCUCCAUGUGUAUGUACCAGUUCCUGAUUGCUGUGCGACAGGAUGGGAACCUUCUGCAGAAUGAGGAUGGCGAGACAACGAGCCACCUGAUGGGAAUGUUCUACCGGACAAUCCGCAUGCUGGAAAACGGCAUCAAACCUGUGUACGUGUUUGACGGCAAGCCCCCACAGCUCAAGUCAGCAGAGCUGGAGAAGAGAGGGGAGAGGAGGGCAGAAGCUGAAAAGAUGCUUGCUCAGGCCCAGGAAAUGGGGGAACAAGAGAAUAUUGACAAAUUCAGCAAGCGUCUGGUAAAAGUCACCAGGCAGCAUAAUGAUGAGUGUAAGAAGCUGCUGACCCUGAUGGGAGUGCCCUUCAUCGAGGCUCCAUGUGAGGCGGAGGCCACCUGUGCUGCUCUGGUUAAAGAAGGGAAGGUCUUUGCUACAGCAACAGAGGAUAUGGAUGGGCUGACCUUUGGGACAAACGUCCUGCUCAGACACCUCACUGCCAGUGAAGCAAAGAAACUUCCUAUCCAAGAGUUCCACUUCAGUCGUAUCCUGCAGGACAUCGGCCUGACCAAUGAACAGUUCAUAGACCUGUGUAUUCUGCUGGGCUGUGACUACUGCGGCACCAUCAAGGGAAUUGGCCCCAAGAGAGCCAUUGACCUGAUCAGACAGCACGGCUGCAUUGAGGAGAUCUUAGAAAACAUUGACCCCAAAAAGCACCCUGCACCCGAGGACUGGCUGUACAAGGAGGCCCGGGGUUUGUUCUUGAAGGCAGAAGUGGUGGAUUGUUCCACAGUGGAUUUGAAGUGGAACGAGCCGGAUGAGGAGGCACUGAUCCAGUUCAUGUGCGCCGAGAAACAGUUCAGUGAGGACAGGAUCCGUAACGGCUGUAAGAAGAUUCUGAAGAGCCGACAGGGCAGCACACAGGGACGACUGGACUCUUUCUUCACCAUCACUGGAUCUCUGUCCUCCAAACGAAAGGAACCUGAGCUUAAAGGAUCAGCAAAAAAGAAGCAGAAGACCGGAGCCACGCCGGGCAAAUUUAGGAAGGGAAAAUAGACUGAACAGAGGGCUCCCUUUGAUUCUUUUGGGAAGUAAUUGUUGUAAUUAUUAACACCUAGUAUGAAACCCAGCAUAGAGCUCCCAGUAAGGCAGGAGGAAACUGCAACACAAUAAGAGGUUGGGAUUAGUUCAGCUGAACAACUGUAUGUAUCGACCAAACAUGAUUUGAUGUAAAAUUGAAAAUAGCCGUGUUUUCCUGAGUGUAUUAGGGUUUUAUCAAAGUGUGUUUUCUGUUAUUGAAUAAAAGUCUUUUUGUAGAGCAA